CGUCCCGUCCCAUCCCGUCCCGCCGCCCCGGCUGAGGCCGCACAAACUUUCCCGCCCCCGCGCGGAGCCGCGUCUCGCCCGCGGAGCGCCGGGGAGCGGCGUCGUGCCCGGCGGACACCGCGACCCUCACCGCGGCGGCGCGGCGGGGCGCGGAGAGGCGGCGAGGCGAGGCGAGGCGAGGCGCGGCGCUCCGGCGGCCCCGCGGCGCUUCCCCGUGGGCCCGGCAGGCGCCGCUGUGCGGCCGCGGGCUGCGGGCGCCGUCGCGGAGCGGCGCGGUGCCCCGGCGGCGGCUGGCAGCGCGCUCGGCGCGGCGCGGCGCGGGCAGCGCGGCGGCGGCGGCGGCGGCGGGGCACCAUGAGCCAGGCGCAGCCCUACGCGCCGCGGAGGAGCAGCUCGCCGGCGCCGGGCGCCCGGCGCAACGACAGCCAGGACUACCUGCUCCUCGACGCGGAGCCGGGCGAGGAGGGCGCGCUGCCGCCCUACGCCGUCUACCCCGCCCGAGGCAAUGAGAACAGACUGGCACUACGGCGACAGACCAUUCUCCGGGAGAAGGGGAGGAGGCAGACCAGUCGAGGGCCAGCAUAUAUGUUUAAUGACCGCUCAACAAGUCUUUCUCUUGAAGAGGAGCGCUUUUUGGAUGCAGCAGAAUAUGGGAAUAUUCCAGUGAUUCGUAAAAUGCUGGAAGAAUGCUCCUCACUCAAUGUAAACUGUGUGGACUAUAUGGGACAGAACGCCUUGCAGCUGGCAGUUGCCAAUGAGCACUUGGAGAUCACAGAACUUCUGCUGAAGAAGGAGAACCUGUCUCGGGUUGGGGAUGCCUUGCUUUUGGCUAUUAGCAAAGGUUAUGUUCGGAUAGUAGAAGCCAUCCUAAAUCACCCCGCAUUUGCUGAAGGCAAGCGGCUUGCAUUAAGUCCUAGCCAGUCAGAGCUCCAGCAUGAUGACUUCUAUGCAUAUGAUGAAGAUGGAACACGAUUUUCCCAUGAUGUUACACCAAUCAUUCUGGCUGCUCACUGCCAUGAGUAUGAAAUUGUCCACACACUGCUGAGGAAAGGGGCUCGGAUCGAUAGGCCACAUGACUAUUUCUGCAAGUGCAGUGAAUGCAAUCAGAAGCAAAAGCAUGACUCUUUCAGCCAUUCUAGGUCCAGGAUCAAUGCCUACAAAGGUCUGGCCAGCCCUGCUUAUCUCUCUUUGUCUAGUGAAGACCCAGUAAUGACUGCCUUAGAACUCAGCAAUGAGUUGGCGGUGCUUGCCAACAUUGAAAAAGAAUUUAAGAAUGAUUACAAAAAAUUGUCUAUGCAAUGCAAGGAUUUUGUAGUUGGACUCCUUGAUUUGUGCAGAAAUACAGAAGAAGUGGAAGCAAUUUUGAAUGGUGAUGUCGAGAUGAACCAUAAUAAUGGAGAGCAUGGCCGCCCCAGCCUUAGCCGCUUAAAACUCGCCAUUAAGUAUGAAGUAAAAAAAUUUGUAGCACAUCCAAACUGCCAGCAGCAACUUCUCUCAAUCUGGUAUGAGAAUUUGUCAGGUCUACGACAGCAGACCAUGGCAGUGAAGUUUCUAGUUGUUCUUGCUGUUGCUGUGGGACUGCCGUUCCUGUCCAUGGCUUACUGGAUUGCUCCUUGCAGUAAGCUGGGGAGGAUCAUGCGUGGACCAUUUAUGAAGUUUGUAGCCCAUGCGGCCUCUUUCACCAUUUUUCUUGGCCUGCUUGUCAUGAAUGCAGCUGACAGAUUUGAUGGCACCAAACUCCGACCCAAUGAAACAACAGGCAAUGUAAAACAGCUGUUUAGGAUGAAAACGUCCUGUUUCUCAUGGAUGGAGAUGCUCAUUAUUUCUUGGGUAAUAGGCAUGAUAUGGUCUGAAUGUAAAGAAAUUUGGUCUCAAGGUCCAAAGGAAUACCUUUUUGAGUUAUGGAAUAUGCUUGAUUUUGGUAUGUUAGCAAUUUUUGCAGCAUCAUUCAUAGCAAGGUUUAUGGCAUUUUGGCAUGCGUCCAGAGCCCAGAACUUCGUUGAUGCAAAUAUGAAGGAUCUGACAAGUCCCACACUGGAGCCCAACAUAAAAUACUACACUUUGGCCAGAAUAAAUUGGGAUCCGUCUGAUCCUCAGAUCAUAUCUGAAGGCCUGUAUGCAAUUGCAGUAGUAUUAAGUUUCUCCAGAAUAGCCUACAUCCUGCCAGCUAAUGAAAGCUUUGGACCCCUGCAGAUAUCACUUGGCAGAACUGUGAAAGACAUCUUCAAGUUCAUGGUGAUAUUUAUCAUGGUGUUUGUGGCUUUCAUGAUAGGGAUGUUUAAUCUAUAUUCCUACUAUCUGGGAGCAAAAAAAAAUGAAGCAUUCACAACUGUUGAAGAAAGUUUCAAGACGUUGUUCUGGGCUAUAUUUGGACUCUCAGAAGUUAAAUCAGUUGUCAUCAAUUAUAAACACAAAUUUAUUGAAAAUAUCGGUUAUGUCCUUUAUGGAGUCUAUAAUGUUACCAUGGUCAUUGUCUUACUGAACAUGCUCAUCGCAAUGAUCAACAGUUCAUUCCAGGAAAUUGAGGAUGAUGCUGAUGUAGAGUGGAAAUUUGCAAGGGCUAAACUUUGGUUUUCUUACUUCGAAGAAGGGAGAACUCUUCCAGUACCCUUCAACCUAGUGCCAAGCCCAAAAUCUUUGCUAUAUCUCUUACUGAGGAUCAAAAAAUGGAUCUCUAAACCAUUUCUGUGCCAAAAGAAAAGUUUUCAGGAGGAUGCGGAGAUGAACAAGCUCGGUCAAAGGAAGCAGUCAAGUAUAAGAAGCUCAGAUGAAAUCCACUUAAACAGUUUAAACAAUCCUCCAAGACAGUACCAGAAAAUAAUGAAACGUCUCAUUAAAAGAUAUGUACUGAAAGCUCAGAUAGAUAAAGAAAGUGAUGAAGUCAAUGAAGGUGAACUGAAGGAAAUUAAACAGGACAUCUCAAGUCUCCGUUAUGAACUCCUUGAGGAAAAAACUCAAAAUUCAGAGGACCUGGCAGAGCUCAUAAGGAAGCUUGGGGAAAAACUGUCAAUUGACUCUAAGGAAGAAGAAAACAGGAGAUAGCCUAAACAUUUUAGAAGUGCAACAAAACGCUAACAAUUCACUUAAAGCCAUAUUUCUGUUUUUCUGAAGUCUAGCUCACAUUUCUACAACAGAUUCAGAAAUAAAAUCAUUUCAGCUCUUUAUGGAAACACAGUGGCAAAUCCUCUGUGUCUAUGGUAGAGAGGAAAUAUCACUUGAGUAAAGGUAUUUAUUUAUUCUUUGCCUGCUGAAGAAGAGUUAAUUUUAGCUCAUUCUAAUAUUCAGCUUACCUCUUUUAGAAUGCCAGUGGAGUCUUGAUAAGCCCAGUCACUGAGGACUAAAAGCAUAAAGCUAAACUUUUCCUGCAUUAACCAGUUAUUUUUGCAAAUUUCCAUUUGCAGACAUUCAUGCAUAUAGUUUAACGAAGCAAAAGAGGAGAAUUCCAGGCUUUUAGAUAUUUGUAUCAAAAUCUAUUUAGUUUUUCAAAAGAAAUCAUUCCCAAAGAGAAAAAAAAAAAAAAAAAAACCAACUGCCUUUCAAAAUUUGCAGGAUAUUGAAGUAUCUUAUUUGAAUGUUUCCUUGAAGAGGUAGGUAGUUGGAUACUCAGAGCACUGUGUUAUAUUCUUCCCUACUUAUCUCUCUGUUACCACUGAACUGUCCUGUCGGAUACCUAGGUUCUAAUGGGAGGUAGUGAACUAAGAAAGAAAUAUUUUUCACCAAGUUUAUUGAAAAGCUCUUACUGAGGCCUGAAGAAAACUCCUUUAAUCCAGAUGUAAUUUAUCCUUGAAGUUCUCAUCUGUUUAAGAAUUCCAAACUUCUCCAGCUUUUAUGUUGUGAACUAAACCCCUCAAGAUGCAGGGAGGUUUGAAUGUAAAUCUGUUAACAUUUUUAUUGAAGUUGGAAGAAACUGACCUAUGAGAUGCAAACCCUUACUCUGAUUUCCAGGAAUAUUGUGCAUUUGGGACAAUGUUUCUUCACAGUUUAACUUAUUUAAAUGGUUGAAAUGUGUUCAAAUCUGUCCUUAGCAAAAGAAAACAGGUUGUUCCGCAGCGGUGGGUAUUAUGAAAGCUAAUCUUCUAUGGAAUUGCAUUCCUUGGCCUUUUUUGGGAGAAAUCUGAAUUCCUUUGCUGUAUUUCCUAGCACAUAUUAUUUUAGGGAUCUCUAAUCCUCUUUAAAUUUGGUUAAAAUUAGUGAAAGGGCUCUGGAGUUUUUUAACAGCAACUUCAAGAUGUGUAACAGACCUGUAAAAGCCUUACACGUUUUAGAAACAAGGCUAAAUAUGGCUUGUCAGUAAUUGCUUUUAAAUUAGCUUUGUGAAACUUAUUUAUUGUGGAAUGUAUCAGAACGUUUCCGCCUCUCCCUUUUAGACUGGAGGUGUAAAAAGAUUAUUUUUUAAAGUGUUUAGUUUCUAGCUGAAUUAACUGAUAGUCCUUUUUUAAAAAUUGUUGGUGAAGUCAUUGUGUAUUUUCAGGGAAAACAAGUGUGUUAAAACUGUCUUUGAAACCAGAUAACAUAUAAAUACAUAGAGGAGAGGGGUUCUGUCCUGCCUGGAGUACAGUCUAAGUUAUUAUGGAGGUCAGCCUUCCCAGAAGAUACUUAUCAUGGCUCUGGGGAACUUCUUAGCCUUACGCUUAGCCUAUUAGUUCAACCACUAAUGGAGCAUGUGGGACAAUCCGUGUACUGUGGGCCUCAGGCAUCAUGAACUCAGGGUUUAGAAACUUUUAAGGACUCUUCCUCUGAGGGAGGAGAAAAAAUGAGAUUUUCAAAGGUACUAGAACAGUGUCUAUUAAAAACCACGAUGUGCUGAGCUGGAAAACUAUGGGCUACAGAAUAGCCAACUUAAUAACUUGCCUUUGAUUACUAAAAAGCAUUACCUCAUAACCUGCAGUAUUUCCUAUAGUGAUGAACAGGGAGUACUGCAGACUCUGAGAUGACCUUAUUGGUUGGUCUUAGCAGAAGGCAGAAAUGCUCUGCUUUUGGUAUCAGCCACAGUGUAGAAAAUGAAGGCAGUUGGGGGUUAUCUCACACUGAAAGUCAAAGUGAAGCUAACUUUGGACUCUUAGCAAGUUCCCGACAAUCUUUCUAGAAUUGGCCACUGAUUCUGAGUUUCCACUUAAAAUAUUUUGGCCCUGGUUUUCUGAAGCAGUGAGCACUUACAGCUCCAGUGAAUGAGAGAUCAUACUGCUCAAUGCAGAUUUUCCGCCUCUCACAAGCUCUUUUGAAAAUCUGUUGGCCAGAACUUCAAGGUAAAAAUUAUAGUCAAAGCUCACUUUCAGUAGGAGAAAUUCUUUAUUUUUGGUCAUUAUAACGUAUGAUUUGGAUAUACAGUCUAGCACUAGAUCAUAGUAAAAGAUCUCCAUAAACUUAAUAGGAGGAAAUGGCACUCAAGGUAAGUAAACACAGUUUAAGAUCCAGGCACUUUUAAAGUUAAGAUUUUUAUUACAGAGGCAAAAUGGACACUGUGAAUUUGUUUAAGCCCAAAUUUUGACUUACCUUAAAACUGUAGGAUCGUAAUGUAUAUAUUGUAUUUCAUGAAGAUAAUACAUAUGGAUUUUUUUAAUUCAAUGAAGAUAUUUUAUAUGUAGUUAUUACUUAUGGAACAAUUUGUUAAAUAUAUUUAAAGAGGUCUGAUGCCAAAUGUAGUGUGACAAAAAAUGUAGUAUUUAAAAUGAGCACUAUACCAAAUAUAUUAUUCUGAUAAAAAAUUAAAUGUACCAGACUCAGAAUACCUUGUAA
Molecule: messenger RNA, 5736 nt
Organism: Dromaius novaehollandiae (emu)
Lineage: Eukaryota; Metazoa; Chordata; Aves; Casuariiformes; Dromaiidae
Gene: TRPC6
Product: transient receptor potential cation channel subfamily C member 6
Exons: 12
Coding region: 355-3042 (895 amino acids)
Biological process (GO): regulation of cytosolic calcium ion concentration; calcium ion transmembrane transport; single fertilization
Cellular component (GO): plasma membrane; cation channel complex
Molecular function (GO): store-operated calcium channel activity; protein binding; inositol 1,4,5 trisphosphate binding
Source: RefSeq, a predicted model, not a curated record